UCGUAGGGUUUUAGUUCUAACAUACAAGGCCACGACCACGAAACCCCGAAGGCAAACAGAGACGGAGAAAGGAAGACAAAAACCAAUGGAAACGAGAAGGCUAACAGCGGAAUCAACUCCCAUAUUCCAAGAAGGAAUAAGCUUAAUCCUCUCUCGGUGGUCGGCUCUAACCGCCGCCGUCGAAAACGAGUGGGGCGGCCGAGACUCUCGCAUCAAAGCCAACAUGAUCUGCUCCGACGUGUUAUCCUUCUUCACUGAAUCCAACGCCGAGCCGCUUUAUAUAGACGAUUUGGAGAAUGUUUUAGAGGAAGGUUUGCUUAGUCUUAAUACGUUAGUUGAAGAUGGUAGCAUUGAGGAGGUGGCAGAGAAGUUAAUGAUUAUGCAUGAAGAAUGUUUAGAAGGUAACUAUCAAUCUAUUGAAAAACUGAGGACUACGAAUCCUCUACCAGUUGCUCAUGUCAAACCGUUUACCGAGGAUGACGAGGACGACGAUGAAGAUGAUUGCAUGGAUGCGGACAAUGCAACAACUAUGAUGACAGAUGUACCGAAUUCGGAUCUGACCAGUAUGCCAGUAGAUGAGCCAAAACCAAGCCAGGCAGCUGAAGCAGAAGAUGGUUGGGUAGUAGUCUCAUCUAGAAGAAACAAGGGUGGGAGGAAUUAAAUUUAACAUUAUUUAGCAUCUUCGUAUU
Molecule: messenger RNA, 689 nt
Organism: Hibiscus syriacus
Lineage: Eukaryota; Viridiplantae; Streptophyta; Magnoliopsida; Malvales; Malvaceae
Product: pre-rRNA-processing protein TSR2 homolog
Exons: 4
Coding region: 86-661 (191 amino acids)
Biological process (GO): maturation of SSU-rRNA from tricistronic rRNA transcript (SSU-rRNA, 5.8S rRNA, LSU-rRNA)
Cellular component (GO): nucleus
Source: RefSeq, a predicted model, not a curated record